This is a messenger RNA of Salvelinus sp. IW2-2015, 3087 nucleotides long. RefSeq names its product protein Hook homolog 3. Gene Ontology annotation, biological process: cytoplasmic microtubule organization; cytoskeleton-dependent intracellular transport. The record is from RefSeq and is a predicted model, not a curated record. Gene Ontology annotation, molecular function: microtubule binding; dynein light intermediate chain binding. Lineage: Eukaryota; Metazoa; Chordata; Actinopteri; Salmoniformes; Salmonidae. Gene Ontology annotation, cellular component: centrosome; cytoplasm.
GCUCCUAAAUCAUUCAUGGCGUAUUUCGAACUUGGAAGUCCAAUUUCCAGUUCACCUUUUCAUUUAAUUUUAGGGAAAUAAAAAAUAAACAGAAAGUCAAUAUACCAACAUCAAAUAUGUGUAUCGCUCCAUAAUUCCGAGCGUUACAGUAUUGCACUGUGUCUCAAUGUGUUAGCAUGUCGAGUCAGCACAGCUUAGGCCGAAUGUACGUGACAUCRUUGGUGCUUUUACAACGCCCUCUGGUGGACAGCCAAGGAAGUCUCUCGUCUUGAUGAAAUCAUAACCAAACUUUUUUUUAUUUUUUUUAGUCAAUCAUUCUKAAGAAGAAGAAUGAUGUACACAUGGAGAAGUUACGGGAAGUGAACAGUGAACUGCAGAAGAAGAGUGCGUACAUCGAUGACUUGGAGCCCAAAUACACAUCUAGCUACCAGAAAGUGGAGGAGCUAGAGGAAGCACUGAAGAAGAAGGAUGAAGACAUGAAGCAGAUGGAGGACAGAUAUAAGAAGUACCUGGAGAAGGCGAAGAGUGUUAUCCGGACCCUGGACCCUAAACAGAACCAGGGCUCAGCACCAGAGGUCCAGGCCUUGAAGAACCAGCUGCAGGAGAAGGAGAGGAUGCUGCACUCUCUGGAGAAAGACUACGACAAGACCAAGGCYCAGAGAGACCAGGAGGAGAAACUCAUAGUGUCUGCCUGGUACAGCAUGGGCAUGGCUCUCCAGAAGAAGGCAGCAGAGGACCGUCUGGCCAGUACCGGUUCAGGACAGUCCUUCCUGGCCCGCCAGAGACAGGCUACCAGCACACGCCGCUCCUACCCCGGACACGUACAGCCUACCACCGCCAGGUAGACACGGCACCAUGACCCCUACUUGACCCUUCACCCUGACUCCUGACCCUCCAGGUCGACACAGCACCAUGACCCCUACGUGACCCUUCACCCUGACUCCUGACCCUCCAGGCCAGGUCGACACGGCACCAUGACCCCUACGUGACCCUUCACCCUGAGUCCUGACCCUCCAGACCAGGUAGACACGGCAACAACUGACCCCAGCCCCGGAACCCUUCAGUUAUCCACCAGACAGACAGAUGCUACUCUGUAACGGGCGUCUGCUUUGCCAAGCAAUCCAGACAGUUCAGGAUGGAUUAAACCUCUCCUGUACCGUUCCGCUGUUCUGUCCUCUUCAGUCCUUCAGCUCAGGAUGGAUGAGUUGGUCUACCUGGCUCUUUAACUGACAGUAUUAUUAUUAUGCACAUUUCUCUAAAACAUGUUACCGUUCUGUCAGGAAUCCUCUAUCUAAAAACUGUUUUCACAUUUCUCUAAAACAUGUUACUGUUCUGUCAGGAAUCCUCUAUCUAAUAACUGUUUUCACAUUUCUUUUGUAACACAAUGUUGUGAGCAGAGAUGCACUUUUCACAAAUUGGUAGUGGAUUGAUGUUUUGUUAAAUCGUUCUAAAAUCGGAGGAUAUUUUCGUAUCUUGAUGUUUACAGAACGUGAUGUAAUGACAUGCAGCCAGUGACUGUCGGGACAUGUUUAGUAACAGAGGAGGGACAUGGUAUGUCUCUGAGUUGGUCUCUUUAGUUGUCCCGGUACCUUUUUAUAUGUGUUCAGUAACUCUGAGUGUGCGUUCCGUUUGUCUGUGUUCGAUAGUCUUGUUAUUGCCUGUAGUGGGAGAUUUUGAAAGGUUAGUUCUAUAGGGACUCCUCUAGCCUGUUGGCAGUGUAUUUAGCUGUAGAAUAUAUUCCACAAGUGUCCCGGGUGUUUUAGACAAGGCCUUUCUUCAUCAUCAUCAUCAUCAUCAGAAAUGUUAACAGUAGAAAGUUUCCUAUUUCUAAUUGACUGUUUUCUAAAUCAACCAUUUUUAAUUGGCUGAAUUAUUUAAUGAUCCUGAAAUAAGGCGAGCACCGUCUUCCCCUCUGUAGUCCGCUCAGCCAGCGGUCACUAUUGAUUAUUGAACCAGCGAUUUAUUGAUCAAGCGUCUCUCCCCCGUGUCCUCCUGCGUUGAUCAAUCAUCUCUCUCCCCGUGUCCUCCUGCRUUGAUCAAGCAUCUCUCUCCCCGUGUCCUCCUGCGUUGAUCAAGCAUCUCUCUCCCCGUGUCCUCCUGCGUUGAUCAAGCAUCUCUCUCCCCGUGUCCUCCUGCGUUGAUCAAGCAUCUCUCUCCCCGUGUCCUCCUGCGUUGUUUGAGGGGAAUUCCAAAUGGCUCUUUCCUCUUUUGUCCUAUGACCAUGUGAGAACAGUUCUGCUGUGUGAACGAAACUGUCCUUCGUUCAUAUUUCAGUGUGUAGUGUACCAGUUGCUUUCUAAACGCUAGUGUCCAUAUUUUAAGCAGUGGACUUAAGUCAGUGGUCAUAUCUGACGAUAUCUAACAGAUGGAAAUUGUAAUUUUGAACGUAUCGAAAGGGUCUGAAAUACAAAACACAUGAACUCGUAAAAGAACCACUGCUGCCUCGAGGAGGUGGAUUAUAACACAUGAAAUUGAUCUUCGAGUUUAGCGUGGGGGCGUAAUUUCCCGUUCUCACUCACUGUGCUACGCCUUUACGUCUCUGACGCAACGUGGGGCGUCGUGUCGUACUUGAAAAGGAGUUUAACUGUCUAACAUGGUGUCUGUCCGAUGAAACGAGCAGUAGGUUACCAACGGGUUGGACCGUGUACUGUUUACUUGACUACUGUUGUGAUUUAGUAGAACGUAGACGGACUUCAUACUAGGAACGUUAGAAUCUCCUGAUUUUGAUUUCAUUUUCAUACAAUCUGAAUAUCUGUUUAUCAGCCACUGAUGUCAUUGUAAAAAAGGGUUUUUGGGAGGGUGUCAUGUUUUAAAGUGAUAUACGAGACGUUUUAACGUGAUGUAUGACGUUUUAACGUGAUGUAUGACGUUUUAACGUGAUGUAUGACGUUUUAACGUGACAUAAAAGAGAUUGUUGUUGACGUGUUCUGACAACUCUGCACCCUCAUGGUUUUGUCUUGACCUUUAACCUUUUGGAUGUGGAAAUGUUUUCUUAACAUUUUAAAACUGCCAUUUUAAAAACAAGAUUUGUAAUUUUUUUUAAAUUCACUGUUAAAGAAAAUUCAUAUUAAAAAGGGGCAGAAUGUG